AUGGCUGCAUUCCUCAAUGACGAGUUCGAAGCCGAUAUGACCCGUUUUAGCGUCGGUAGAGCCCUGAAGGCGGUCGGGUGGUCACGGAAGUCGACACAAACCGUGGCCCAGGAGCGCAAUGCACGACUGCGAGACGAGUAUAUGCAUGAGAUAUCCUGUAUGAGGUCUGAUCAGCUGGUGUUCAUUGACGAGACUGGCGUGGACCGAAGCGUCGGGACCAGGAACAAAGGCUGGACGUCGCGAGGGAGCAGACCACGCCAGGUCAAACGGUUCCACCGAGGCCGGCGGGUGCAAAUACUUCCCGCCUACGCGCAGGAUGGCGUGGUCCACUUCCAAGCAUACACGGGGUCCACUGAUGCGCAGGCAUUUGCCGAGUUCAUCGAGCAACUUCUACCCUACUGCGGGAGAUGGCCCAACCCGAAGUCCGUGCUGAUCAUGGAUAAUGCGUCCUUCCAUUACUCCGAGCGGCUGCGGCAGAUGUGCGACAAUGCGGGGGUAGUGCUCUUAUACUUGCCCCCUUACUCGCCCGACCUGGACCCGAUCGAGGAGUUCUUUGGGGAACUGAAGUCCUACAUCAGGCAAGUCUGGGAGGAUCAGAUUGACUUUGUCAAGGACGACUUUAUCUCCUUCCUCGAGGAGUGUGUGAGGUUGUCGGUCGCCGCAAAGCUAGUGCAGAGGGCCACUUUCGACAUGCUGGGAUCUCGCUUGAAUUAA
Messenger RNA from Purpureocillium lilacinum, 714 nucleotides. NCBI's taxonomy places the organism in Eukaryota, Fungi, Ascomycota, Sordariomycetes, Hypocreales, Ophiocordycipitaceae. The record is from RefSeq and is a predicted model, not a curated record.